Ilyonectria robusta is the source of this 1014-nucleotide messenger RNA. RefSeq lists its product as uncharacterized. The record is from RefSeq and is a predicted model, not a curated record. Lineage: Eukaryota; Fungi; Ascomycota; Sordariomycetes; Hypocreales; Nectriaceae. The transcript is spliced from 2 exons. The coding region runs from base 1 to 1014 and encodes 337 amino acids.
AUGCACUUCUCAUCCCUCUUCGCUCAAGGCUUAUUGGCCGUCGGUGUAAGUGCGUGGACAGGCUUAAGGAUUGCUCAACAGAACGGCCCAACCGACCCGGGAAUCUCUUCUGAUUGCACUUGGAGGGACGUAGCCGUUGACAAGAGCUUCGACUGUGAACUCUUUGAGUCAGAUUGGGACCUCACACACAAGCAGUUUGUGGAAUACAACCCCAGCGUCAAGGAUGACUGCAGUGGUAUCCAGGUUGGCCACGCAUACUGCAUCGAGGUCAAUGACGGGUUUCCUCGUGAUGAAGAUCCGCCCAAGGCGACGACUCCUGAAGAUGCCGAGCCUGAGCCUACUGAGGACUCCAAGCCCAGUCCCACUCAGGACGGUCUCAUCGACACAUGCACGUCCUUCUACAAGGCCAAGAAGGGAGAUACGUGCAACAAGAUCAUUGCACAGUACCAGACGUUCGACUUUGGUGCCUUCUUUGAGUGGAACCCUGCCGUCGGUAAGGACUGCAGAUCAUUGUUAGUCGACUACUACGUCUGUGUCGGAACUGUCGGCUGGAAUCCCCCCACGAAAACCAUGGCCAAAUCAACUACAACAAAGGCACCCUCCAAUGGAAUCACCACGCCUACGCCAAUCCAAGCAAAUAUGGUCACAAACUGCAACAAGUUCCACCUGGUCAAGUCCACCACUACCUGCACAUCUAUCCAAAGCUACUACGGCAUCGCCAUGGCAGACUUUACGAAGUGGAAUCCCACAGUGGUUUUUACGUGCCCCGCCCUGUGGGCUAACUUCAACGUAUGUGUUGGUGUCAUUGACGGAACCCCUGCCAAUCCAGGCGAUGAUGAUUCGACGCCCUCGCCGAUCCAGGCAGGCAUGGCCAGUAACUGCAAGAAGUUCCAUCUCAUCGGGAGCACCGCCACAUGCGGUUCGAUUCAAAAGUAUUACAGCAUCACAAUCGCACAGCUGGCCAAGUGGAAUCUGGCUGUCGGGGCCAUAUGCACAGCGCUGUGGGCUCAGUAG